AUGGAUGAUACAUCGACACUUUUCCUCUCUAUCGGGCUCAGUGAGCAGAAAGUGAAGGAAACAUUGAAAAAUGCGGCGUUGAGUACGACCCUGAAGAAUGCAAUCGUCCAGGCUCGCAGUGUCAACGGAGCAACAGAAGUGGACAAAGCAACGGGUACACUGUUGUAUAGCAUGGCCUCUCGACUCAAAGACUCAAAACGUCUGGUGUUCCUUGUGGAAAAUAUAGCUCAACGCAAAAUAACCACAGAGCAACAACUCGCAGCUGCUUUGGAAUAUGUGAAGACUCACCCUCAGGACCCCAUUAAUCAGAGAGAAUUUAAUGAAGCCUGUGGAGUGGGUGUGGUCAUAACACCAGAACAGAUCGAAGAUGGCGUGGAGUCUGUGAUCAAAAAGCACAAAGAACAGCUUGAAAAAGAGAGGUACCACUUCAACAUGGGCCUGCUAAUGGGAGAUGUACGCUCUGCUCUAAAAUGGGCUGAUGGGAAAGCUCUCAAAAAUGAGGUGGACAUGCAGGUCUUGCACCUUUUAGGACCCAAGACAGAGGCUGACCUGGAGAAGAAAUCAAAGCCCCAGAAAAAUAAGGCUGAGAGCGAGGUGACGGUGAAAAAAGAGGAAGUGGCAGUGAAUGGUGAGGCCACACAUGUGGAAGGAAAGUCACUAAUGGAGCAGCUCAGAGGAGAAGCCCUGAGGUUCCACAAACCAGGUGAGAACUAUACAACUGAGGGCUAUGUGGUUACACCAAACACGAUGAACUUGCUGAAAAAGCACUUGGAGCUUUUUGGUGGACAGAUACGUACCCGUUUCCCUCCUGAGCCCAAUGGUAUUCUUCACAUUGGACACGCCAAAGCCAUCAACUUUAAUUUUGGUUAUGCAAAGGCAAACAAUGGAAUUUGUUACUUGAGGUAUGAUGACACCAAUCCUGAGAAGGAGGAGGAAAAAUACUUCACUGCCAUAAAGGAUAUGGUGGAGUGGCUCGGUUACACGCCAUAUGCUGUUACACAUGCGUCGGACAACUUCCAGCAACUCUAUGACCUUGCACUGGAUCUGAUUCGCAGGGGUCAUGCGUAUGUGUGCCACCAAAAGGGAGAAGAGCUGAAGGGCCACAAUACUCCUCCGUCACCGUGGAGAGACCGUCCAAUUGAAGAAUCAUUGGUUUUGUUCGAGAGAAUGAAAAAGGGGAUGUUUGCAGAAGGAGAGGUUACACUCAGGAUGAAGAUGGUGAUGGAAGAUGGGAAAAUGGACCCCGUCGCAUACCGGAUAAAAUAUACACCGCAUCAUCGAACAGGAGAUGAAUGGUGCAUUUAUCCCACCUAUGACUAUACCCACUGUCUGUGUGACUCAAUUGAAAAUAUCACACACUCUCUCUGCACCAAAGAGUUCCAAGCCAGGCGGUCAUCAUAUUAUUGGUUAUGUAAUGCUCUGGACCUGUAUUGCCCCGUUCAAUGGGAGUAUGGCCGUCUGAACCUCACUUACACAGUCGUGUCCAAGAGGAAGAUCAUCAAAUUGGUGGAGACAGGAGUGGUCAGAGAUUGGGACGACCCUCGCCUCUUUACUUUAACCGCACUUAGAAGAAGAGGCUUUCCACCAGAGGCAAUCAACAACUUCUGUGCUCGGGUGGGAGUCACGGUUUCGCAGACGACAACUGAACCGCAUCUUCUCGAAGCAUGUGUCAGGGAUGUGCUCAAUGAGACGGCCCCACGAGCAAUGGCUGUGCUGGAACCUCUUAAAGUUACCAUAGUGAACCUUCCUGAGGGCUCAAAGUCAGAAGUAGGAGUGCCAGACUUCCCUGCUAAUGAGGCCAAGGGCAGCCACACUGUGCCAUUUAAAAGCACCAUCUUCAUUGAACAAAGUGACUUCAAAGAGGUAAUGGAGAAGGGCUACAAGCGUUUGACGCCAGAACAGCCUGUAGGCCUGAGGCAUGCUGGGUAUGUCAUCUCUGUAAAGAAAGUCAUCAAGGACGCUCAGGGAAAAGUUCUGGAACUUGAGGUUAGCUGCUGCAGCACUGAUACGGCAGAGAAACCAAAGGCCUUCAUCCACUGGGUCAGCCAGCCACUUACGUGUGAAGUGCGCCUCUAUGACCGGCUAUUCCUACAUAAACAUCCUGAGGAUCCAGCUGAAGUUCCUAACGGCUUCCUGAGUGACAUCAACCCAAAUUCUAUGCAAGUGAUCAACAGUGCCUUAGUUGAUACUUCGGUCAAGGGAGCAAAAGUUCUUGACAAAUUCCAGUUUGAAAGAGUUGGCUACUUCUCCGUGGAUCCUGACAGCACUGCAGACAAGCUGGUCUUCAACCGAACAGUUACUCUCAAAGAGGAUCCGGGAAAGAUCUGA
Molecule: messenger RNA, 2328 nt
Organism: Nerophis lumbriciformis (worm pipefish)
Lineage: Eukaryota; Metazoa; Chordata; Actinopteri; Syngnathiformes; Syngnathidae
Source: RefSeq, a predicted model, not a curated record